Cheilinus undulatus (humphead wrasse) is the source of this 9900-nucleotide messenger RNA. Its product is annotated as nck-associated protein 5-like. NCBI's taxonomy places the organism in Eukaryota, Metazoa, Chordata, Actinopteri, Labriformes, Labridae. The record is from RefSeq and is a predicted model, not a curated record. The transcript has 18 exons. Gene Ontology annotation, cellular component: microtubule plus-end. The coding region runs from base 341 to 6184 and encodes 1947 amino acids. Gene Ontology annotation, biological process: microtubule bundle formation; microtubule depolymerization.
GAAAGCGUAGUGCAGAGGGGAGAGCGUAUGUAGCGUGAAGGAAGAGAAGGAAGAGGGAAGCGGCGUCGGGAGAGUCAACGCAUGUUGCCAGAUUGAGAGAGACAGGAAGAGAGUAGAGGACAGAAGGAGUGGGAGAAGGACAGGGACGCAGGGAUUCUGAUCGCUCGAGGGAACGUGGAAAAGAGAGAGAGGAGAGGAGAGGGUCUCAGUCAAGUAGAGAGGCAGUGUAGAGCCGGCAGUGCUGCAUUGUGGAUGUAAACUUUAUCGUCAGCCGGAUCAGUGGGUAGCAGCUGCAGAGCAGGAGGAGAGCGGCUGGUGGAUUACCAUGCGUGUCCUCUGAAUGCACCAGGAUGCUGCAUCUCCACCAGGGGAAAAGCUGGCCGUGGCUCGCCUGCAGAGGGAAGUCGCACGGAGCAAGAGCGAAGGAACAAUGCGAGAAAAGCUGAUCCACGAGCUAGAGGAAGAGCGACGUUUGCGACUGGAGAGCGAGAAGCGUCUCCGGGAGGUGACGGAGGAGUCCGAGCUGGGACGGGCGCAGAUGGUCUCACUGCAGCAGCAAUUCUCCAGGAUGGAAGAGACGGUGCGGUCGCUGCUGCAGAAUCAGGGCGUCCUGGAGCAGACUGCCGUGGACACGGUGGACAUCAUGAAGGCCUACAAGGAUAAACUCUCAGAGGAAGUGCAGAAGCAGCAAGACGGCCCCGAGGAGAACGGCUCCCCACUGGCAGCUCAAACAGAGCCAGACUCUGGGAAUCCUGAUGCCAGCCAAUCAGAGGAGGACAAAGACAAAACCAAGCCUCUUCUUGAGCGCCUCAAGGCCUUGGAGGAGAAGAACUCAGCGUUGGCCUUGGAGAACGAGAGCCAGAGGGAGCAGUACGAACGCUGUCUCGAUGAGGUUGCAAAUCAAGUUGUGCAGGCGCUCCUCACCCAGAAGGAUCUGAGGGAGGAAUGUCUAAAGCUGAGGACUCGCGUCUUUGACCUCGAGCAGCAGAAUCGGGCGCUUAGCGUCUUGUUCCAGCAGCGGAUCAAGCCUGCUUCUGACCUGCUUCUCCAGAAGCUCCACUCCCGCAUCAUGGAUUUAUCCGCGGCCGACCUGCUCCUGGAGCCAGAGAGAAGCAAGGCCUUCUUGCUUUCCAGGAACACAGAAUCUCCCUCCAAUGAGGUUCAGUUAAACGGAAAGGCAGGUUUCCCUGUGGCCAAGUGUCUGAGCCAGCUGAGUUUGACAGUGCCAGCGCCUGUGUACCCACGCAGCAGCUGCAGCAGUAGUGAGUUGUCCCUGUCAAGUGCUUGCAGUGAAUUCUCCAGCGGCUCGUAUACCUGGAAUGAUGGGCGCUCUGGUGGGAAAAUGUCAUCCCUAACUUGGGAGAAGAGGCUGAGUUUGGGUUCAUCAGCCCCAAGUAAUAUCUGCGACCCUGCUGAGGAGCAGCAGCCCACGAGGCGCAAGGAGAGCCACAUCCUCGAGGGACUAAGAAAGCUCCAGAGGAAGAAGCACAGGAGCGCCUCUUUUUCAUCAAAGGUCUCCAAGUCAGGCUACAAAGACUGCAUGAACUCAAACGAGGGCAUCUACUCCCUGGGUAUCAAGAGUAGCAGUAAAGGGGUUUCUAAGCCUACUCAUGUGAGUAGAAGUUCAGCCGUUGGGGGCAAGAAGUUCUCUUAUGAUUCCGAUGAUGCUGAUGAUGAGUUGGCACAUUCCAGCCGUGGAGAUAACAUCCCUACUAAGGACAACUGGUUUUACUGUAAGAGACUCUCACACAGCAUCUCAGAUAGUUUGUGUAGCUGGGAGGGAACACAGGACAGUGUAGGUGGUGGUGGAGGUGACGGUAACACUGGUCCCGUGACUACGCAGCCUCUUGGGUACGACUCAAAAGAGCGUCCAGAGAAACUCAUGAGUUUCAUCAACAGUUUCCUCCCUGAAGGAGGACACAGAUCAGCCUUUAGUAAGCCAUCCAAGCUACACUUAAACCCCCCAGAACCAGAAGUUCCCAUUCAGCUCUCAGAUGCGGAAGACCCAGAGGAACCGAAGACGGAAUCAACUGACAUUCGAAUGUCCUACAGCCAGCAGGCAGAACAAGCAGAGAGGGACACCAAAAGGCUAUCAAGAGAUGCUGCCAAGCUGCUCAAACAGCAGUGGUUAGGAAGAGACCAAGGACGCACUCAGUCUGCUGACAGUAGGCCCAGGCCUUUCAGCCUACUUAAGGAGCCCAAAGUGACCAAGUGUACUCAGUCUGAGGAGAGUAUACUGGCAAUAUUUGAUGCAGAAGGAGAGCCUAUUGAACUUUGCGCUCAGAAGCUUACACCUAAUGGAGGGUCUCGUAAUAACAUUCAAGGUACCAAGGUAGCUCCCAAUUAUGCAGAACUUGCUCCCCAAGAGAGGCCGACAAGGCAGAAAUCAGCUAACACAAGGAACUACUCAGUUCUUGAAUCUCCAGAGAAGCCAUCUGAGUAUCAGAUCAGGAAUAGCAAGUCGGGCAGUAGCAGGGAAGGCAGUGCGGAGAGGCUGUCAAUGCCACUGACUCCUCAACGGAAGCUCAUCAAGCCACCAAGCAGCCGACCCACUAAAGGCCACUCCAUCCCACCCAUGAAUGAGUCGGCUGGUACCAAGGCUGGUGCAUCAAAGAUACCUGGUCGUAACAAGCCUGCCGGAUCUCCUCUUAAGUUCUCAAAGGGCUCCACCACUGAACUAAACAACAGUGGAAACUCAGGACCCUCUGGUCAGGACAAAUCCCCCUCCUCGCCUACAGUCAGAUUGUCCAGGUUCAUGAAGGCACCAGGAACCUGCACGCAGAGCCCAAAGGCGGUAAACUCCAAGCUCCCCAGCAGGGCCGAGUGGAAUAAGGGCUCCUCCUCCAGUUCCCCGCACCUCCCAAGGAGAAACCUGGAGUAUGCUGACACUGGCGAACAGCCUACCAGAGACAAACACUGUGAACCCAGCAAAAACAAACUCAGGUCCCCGUCUCCUCCCCCUCCCCCGGGCCGCACCACCUCCUUACUGAUCAGACCAAAUUAUGAAGGGUCACCUCAAGCACAUAAAACCUGGGUGGCCCAACCAUCCACACCAACCACUGUGAGGGGCCCUCCCCCAAGUUACCAGACCUCACUUUUACCAAAUAUGCAAAGUACGCUACCCAUCAAGGAUAAAGACUGUUUAGACACGGAUGCAGGCUACGGGACUGCACUUGCACCUCAGAAACUGGUUGACAAAACCAGUCAGCACCUUCAAAAGUCCCCCGCCAUGACUCAAACUCCCACUAAAGGCACUUCCAAGAGGAUCACCACGAAAGACUACCUCCCUCCUGCAAACUCAGGGUGUGCUCCAGAAACUGAAAAUGCACCUAAAAGCUCAAAGAAUGUCCCUCCUCCUUACAGUGCCCUCAGAGGGUCCUCGUUUCAGAACUCACCUGCAGGUAAGAGAGGACCAAGCCAAGAAAAUCACAUAGUGCAGAAGACGUCGAUCAGUUUACCUGUAUCCCUUCAGGAUUCUGCCCAAGGUAAAACCGAACCACAAAAUGGUAAAGCCAUCGUCAGCCCGCCCAAUUCAGUUAUUACUUCCCCUAACACGGAAAAAGCCUCAAAGACUCGCAUCCCAAUGGGGUUCAAAGCAUUUUUAAAGUCCCCACCCAGCCAUAAGAAUGGCCCCAUAAUACCAGGCAAGCAGGAGAAAGACCAUAUCAACUCAGUGUCCAAAGAGACCGUGACUUCUACUGCACUUCCCCAGUAUGACACCCUGCCACCACCAUACAGUCUUGAUCCACCACCUAAGAUGCCCAACACAGAGGUAAAAGGUGAGGUCCAGGGUAGGUUACCAGAGGAGGAAGUACAAGUACCUGUCGUACUAGAGGAGGGGGAUGCUGGCGAGAAUGGGAAAAGGGGAAGCCAACUUUUCUCCAGGUCUAUAUCCGUCACCACCAAACCUCAUCUAAAACCAGCCUUGGGUAUGAAUGGCGCCAAAGCUCGAAGCCAGAGUUUCAGCACCAACUACAUCGAGAAACCCAACAUCAAUAACCUAGAUGGACCAGGAAAAAUCCGAACCCAGAUCAUCACCAACUCAGGCGAAAGGGGGAACUCUCUGUCGAGACAGACUUCCUUGGAGGUACCCAGUGUCGGGUUAGCCGAGAGCCCUGUACAUUCUCCAAGGAAUCGGCUCAGCCAUUAUGGAGGCAUGACCGGGUCAAAUAGUCACAGCAUACUCCCAGAGAAAACUUCCAAACCAGGGUCCAAAGUUGAGGGAUCAGCUAAAGGGGAGGCUGUCAGCUCACCGUCUCAAAAAGAGGCUCGCAGCUUACCUAUCAGUGAUAAGAUUGCUUUGAAAAACACUCGAAAGCCAGCAAAAGUUGCCUCCCAUCCACAGUUUCAGCCGGCAUCCUCUUGUGUCUACAAUUCAGAGAACCAAGUGCGAGAGACGGGAGGCCUAGCAGUGACCCCGAAUGAGCCCGACUUUAGCAAGGAAGGAAAAACCCAGACAGACUCGCCAAACAAAGCCCCAGACAUCGAGGAGAAAAAAAUCAGCCCCACAGCCUGCACUAUAGAGGAGAAAGUCAUGAUGGGAAUUGAAGAGAAUCUGCAGAAAUGUCAAGAACAAGAGAAGGUUGCUGCCAACGAGGCCAAACAGAAAACGGGGCCCUCUUUGGCAAACUGGUUCGGACUCCGUAAGAGCAAACUUCCAGCUCUGAGUGGCAAGAAAGCGGACUCCCCCAAGGGGAAAGAUGAGAAGAAAGAGCUGAAGAUCGGAUCGGUUCUUGGGGGCAAACAAAUGAAGACUGACAAGAAAAAGGAUAAGAAGCAGAAGGAUGGUCAGGAGGUGCAGAAUCUCUCAGAGAUGAACAACAAGCUGAGCUCCAUCAUGGACCACUGCAACAAUCAGAUGGGGCAGAUUGCCAGUCAGAUCCAGUGUACAACUGCUUUUAUCGGCAAAGACCAGUUUGUGAAAGAGCUUCUUGGCAGGACCGCUGUGAAGGGCAACUCUUUGGGUGCAUCACCGCCUGGGAUCUCCUCGCCCAAGAAACACGGCGAAAUGAAGGGAGAUAUGGAGAUCUGCACAGAUACUGCUACUCUUCUAAUGUCUCAGAAAAUCAACCUGAGGGCUGAAAAUGAAGAAGGACGCAUCCCCGAUACAGCAUGUCAAGACCACAUGAUAGGCUCCGGCUGUCAGAUGAGAACUCUGGACAGCGGGAUCGGCACCUUCCCCCUCCCCGAUUCAGUCACUCGGGCCAGCGGUCGCCACAUCCCCAAAUCUGAAUCCAGCCCCGAUGCGGUGACCGCCGGCUCCUCCGAGCUUGAUCGCGAGCCUCCCUCUUCUCACCCAGACCCCUCACAACCUGAUGUGAAAGUGCCUUCCCUCCCAAAAUCCCACCUGCAUGCUCCCACCAGCUUGGGUCACUCCCUGUCCGACCCCACUGUGAUGUGCAGCAACAACCCGCAAGAUAACCAGAGCCGCCUGCCCAAGCUAGCAACUUCAGACGCAAUCAGGAUGAAGAGGUUGAGUCUUGGCGCCCCUCGCAGUAACAUCUCCAUAGAGGGCAAAGAGAAAGAAACAGAAAGGAAAGUCAAAAACAAAGAACAUGAAAUGCCUGGGGAAAGAGCCCUGCAAGUGUGCACAUACUCGGGCAGCAGCAGCGAAUCAGAGGCCGAACCUGAGGGAAGCACCUUGAGCUCACCUCAGAAGACCCUUGUCAACAGGACCAAGAAGAGUGACUCAGUGGACCGCAAUGAGGAGACCUUGAAGAGACGCAGUGUGGAGAAGCCCCUGUCAAUCAUGGACUACUACCAGCAUGAUGUGUUUUCACAUCUGGAGAAGGACAGCAGGAGGAUCUCCCAGUACAACCUGUUGCAUAAAGAGUCAUCCCUGGAUGGAAAAGCAGGAGACAGACUCAGCAAGGAGAUACCAAUGGAGAAGACGCCCAUCAGUGCAAACCAGUCAGGAUCUCUCGACUUCUCCUUGGAGUCUUUGAACAAACUGAACCACAGCAGCUCCAGCAGCGGCAGCCUGUACCCGGACACCGGCUCGGGCAGCCGCAGAGGUGACUGCCUUGUCGAGACGGGGAAGAGUGUGGAGGACUGCUGCAAGCUGGACGAGCCUUCCUCUUCCAGUUUCUCGAGCAAGCCUGGGGUGGAUCCCGUGGGUUCUCUCAGUGACUCGCUGUAUGACAGCUUCUCCUCCUGCACCAGUCAGGGCUCAAACGAUGUGUAGGGGCAACGAGAAUGGUGGCAGGGCUUUGGCACCCAAGCUCGGUCUUAAGUCAGGUGUCGUGGGACAUUUUCUCUCAGUUGUGAAUGAUUCUGGAAAAUGGACAGGCUGGUUGAAGCGUUCAGCAGACCAACAGUGGUGUGGAGCCUUUCACCCGACCCUAAGGGAAAGAAUGAUCUUUUUCAAGUUGAAAACCCCCAAUAGGACAUGGCUUGUUGACUUUGGUCCCAACCUGCUUGGAUAUGGUCCGACUUUUUCCCAGUUGUUGGAAACAUCUGGACUUCCCUGAUCUUGACUGCAGCCCUGCCUCGAAACCUGAAACCCUCUUUAAGUACAACACAAAGCACUUAUUAGAGCUAAAGACACAAGGAUGAAAGCUCAAAAUACCAAACUUGGACUUUCAAGAGUUUGACUUUGGGUGUGGUGGACUUGACAGCAAUACACAACAAUGUCUCAUUGCAAUUUUUAGUUUCCUCUUCCCCCAACGCUGGGGGAACUUCUUAUCAUUGCACUGUAAGAGUUACUGUACAAAGUUUGUAAGGAGUGUAAAGUGAAAGAUUAUCCAAGCAGUGAUGAGCAACGCCGAUGGGCAACGUUGUGAAGUUGCAACAGAACUUUGAUUUAAUUGCAUUCCUGUUUGCUAGAGACUAGAUUUAAACCUAAGGUGUCGUUUUAUGUUUGCUGCUAAGUUUGUUGCCCGAAAAUUAGACGUCAACAACUCAUUUGUCUUUUUCUACCGGUUUUAAGCAAUAUUUUUAAAACAUCACAAAUCACAUUUCUUAAUUUUUGUCCAUUUUAAUUCAUCUGAAAGUUAAAAUCAGUUCUUGUCGUUGUGUUAUCUCCAGUAAGGAUGCAUGAUAUUUGAUAAUUUCCUUCUUCUCAUACUGAUUAUUUCAAAUUGUGUCUAAAAGUUCAUAACCCAUUGCAAAUGUGUUGUCUUCCUCUGAAACCGUGUAACAUUUUUAAGUCCAUGCUUCAUAUUGCAGACACAUGCAUUGAUACUGAUAUUUACCGAUAAAACUGUGAUGGGCUGGUAUCAGGGCUCUGAGAUGUCGUACAUCCCUAGUUUAAAGCAGGAUAAGGGCAAACAGAAAAAAAAUGUUGAAAAUGUGCUUUUGCUGCAAAUUUUCUUAUGUCAACUGGCACGAUUCAAGCUUUGCUGUGCUUCCACAUGGUACAUACACUAAGGUCAUGUUAACGCAAAAACGAUUCAUGAAAAUGGAACCAUUUUAUUGUUUGUAUUAGGAAAAAUUCACUUAUUUCACGCACCAUGCAUAUGGAUUUGCAAAAUGGACAUUGUUGAAGGAAGUGUGCCAAGAGCAGGCAUGCAUUCGUACUCUUCUACAGAACCGAACGCAAAAAUUUCAAACUGAGGAAUGUCUGAACAUCUUAUGAGAUGGGAUCACCACUCAAAGGGACCUUAAAAAAACAAAGAUUUAAAAAAAUGUUAAGACUUUGCCAUUUUUGUUGUAGUCUACCCAUUUCAGUUUUACUAACAAGUUGAACCAUCAAGAGCAAAAGUGGAAGGUCUAGUUUUUGAGAAGACCUGCGUAUCGCCAGUUAACAUGACAAUAAAGAUGGUACAAAUUUUCAAAACUUUGCAUUUUUAGGCACCUGAAACGCAUUUGGGUUAGGGUUGCAGCCAAAAAGCAAAAAACUUCACCAUUUUUGGUUGAAAUCGUUGUGCAAACUGAGUUUAAAAUUGAAUUUUUUAAAAUGCCACCUUUUCAAAAGUAAUUAUGUAUUGAAUAUGCAAUCAGUUUUUGUUUUCCCUAGAAUGCCUAACCCUAACACUAUAACCUGCACACAGAUCGGCAAAAAUGAAAAAUGGAACCUACUUUUAAAUUGGACAUUUUCGAGCAUUUUCCGUGUGAAUGGACAGCAAAAUUGUGAAAAAAGUUAACUGUUUUCAGCUGGAAUUGUCAUGUAAACAGGCCCUGCAUGCAAGUGAGUCUGUUUCUUUUUUGUGACAACAUUUUUGUGGUUCUCAACUAGCCUCGUCAACCAUCUCCUUCAUUAAGAAUUUGCAACCAAAAUUUCUCUAAAUGAUCAAUCAGUCAGAUCAAUUUAAUGAAAAAUGAAGCAGUUUGGACCUCAAAAGACAUGAAGGAAGAAACCAAUCAAAAUAAGCCCGUCGAGACAGCGCUUCAUAGACUUUUUAACACUUGGUCAACAUUUUUGACCAGCUGAAAACUGCACUAUUUUUGAGUUCUGACAUACCUGUUCAGUGUCAGGACCCACUACAACCAUCUUAAUGACAAACUGGACCCAUAUUUCUUAUAUUUUUCAGUCGUAACUACUGAUUUUAAUAUAAACUUGAGCAGUUUGGAAUUGAAAUAGAACAAAUAAGUUUGGAACAAAGAGAUGAAGACAUUUCCUUCAAAAUAAAAUCCCACACUUUUGGGUCUUGACCCACCAGUGGAGUACUGCUGGUUUAGAUGACACAGGUCUGACUAAAAUGUUGUAGUUAACAUGCCAGCCCAGUAGGUGGCAGUGUGACUUUUAAUAAAAAACAACCUGGUGAGGCGUAAACAAAAAUGGGUAAUGUACAAACAUUUGUUUGCAGAGUUAAUGAGGUGGGUUACAGCUCAACUUCAACUUUACAGACAGAAAAUUUAAAGAAAAUUGACUGGGAUUAGGCAACGCAAACCGAGCUCAGGAGUCCUCUAUUGUUGUUGUCAUCCACUUUAGCCUUCCGGUGCAUGUGCAUGGUGUUUUAACAAGUGAAGUACAUAUUACCGAAGGUACCAUUUUCAAAGCUUUUUAAAGUUUCAACCCAACCAAGGUGACCAUUUUCAGCUGAAAUCGCUGUCGUGUAAACAUGGCCUUAACCAGAGAUCUCUGUCUGCCUGGUACAAAGGCACACAAAACAACCAGCUUUUUUUUUUUUUUCUUUUUUUGCUUGAUUAACCAGUUUCAUUGUCGGUAGCUCAGGGAACAUACUGGACUGAUGUAGAUUGUAAGAACUUAAAAAAUGCAGCCAUCAGGAAACUGUCAACAACACAAAAAAAACUUGCUUUUUUGGGGGGGGCUCUUCUUGCAAAAAUCCAAAAUGCUUAUGUAGCAUAGCUUACCUUAACUCUCCAAACCUCAGUUUUCCUUUCAUAGGUGUAUAUGAUGUUGUAAAUAGGAACUGCUAUAAGUUAAUAUCAGAACGGGCAUUGCUGAUUGAUAUAUGCAAAUGAGAAAAAAAAGAAAAGACAAAAGGUGUAAAUUGUUUGCCAAUCAGUCAACCAAGGUUUUACGUCUACUGUUUGAAAUGGCAUGUAUGUUUUCUUAAGGAAUUCUUUAGGGGUUCUUGUUUCAAAUAAAUCUUUAUUUUGAUCAAUAAGAGCUAAUACUAAAAUAUUUUAUCACUUUAUUUUAAAGACAUAUUUGAACUUUAGGUGAAGUUAUUAUGCCAAAUCUCUAUCUGGAAUCUGACCAGCUGGUGCUAAUCAACAGAGCCGACUGUGCGUGUUUUCGAUUUUUUCUAUGAAACUGUUAAUAUUGUAUGAAGAGAGUCUGAAGAGGACUUGUGUAUUUUUCUAGAUGUCCAGUAUUUAUACCCACAUUUUGUACUGUCAGACUGUAGUGUGAUUGUCAUGCUUCACCUCUCUCCUUAAAUGUUCCUGCUUCCUUUGUAAAGAGAAAUGGUUACCAGCAGUGUUACUUUGGUAAUUAUUAUUAUUAUUAUUAAUGUUAUUGUUAUUAUUAUUACUGUGUGCAAUUUUGUCUGU